Olea europaea var. sylvestris is the source of this 1511-nucleotide messenger RNA. Its product is annotated as alpha-1,4-glucan-protein synthase [UDP-forming]. NCBI's taxonomy places the organism in Eukaryota, Viridiplantae, Streptophyta, Magnoliopsida, Lamiales, Oleaceae. Gene Ontology annotation, molecular function: UDP-arabinopyranose mutase activity. Gene Ontology annotation, cellular component: cytosol; Golgi apparatus. Gene Ontology annotation, biological process: UDP-L-arabinose metabolic process; plant-type cell wall biogenesis. The coding region runs from base 100 to 1140 and encodes 346 amino acids. The transcript has 4 exons. The record is from RefSeq and is a predicted model, not a curated record.
UGACCGCCGCCGCAUGAGCUACCACAAUACAUAUAUAAACUCACUACACCACCACCUCUUCUUCCUCACUCCUCCCACUCCUAACUCUCUUUCUCUACAAUGGCUACUUCUGAAACCCAUCUUCUCAAAGAUGAGCUCGAUAUAGUGAUACCCACUAUUAGGAAUCUUGAUUUCUUGGAAAUGUGGAGGCCAUUCUUUGAGCCAUAUCAUUUGAUCAUAGUGCAAGAUGGUGAUCCAUCGAAGACAAUCAAGGUCCCUGAUGGCUUUGAUUAUGAAUUGUAUAAUCGAAAUGAUAUUAAUAAGAUUCUGGGUCCUAAGGCUUCCUGCAUUUCCUUCAAGGAUUCUGCUUGCAGAUGCUUCGGGUACAUGGUCUCCAAGAAGAAGUAUAUAUUCACCAUUGAUGAUGAUUGCUUUGUUGCCAAAGACCCUUCUGGGAAAGAAAUCAAUGCCCUUGCACAGCAUAUCAAGAAUCUACUUUGCCCUUCAACACCAAAUUUCUUUAAUACCUUGUAUGAUCCUUUCCGUGAGGGCGCAGAUUUUGUUCGGGGAUACCCUUUCAGCCUUCGUGAGGGCGUGCCAACAGCUGUUUCUCAUGGCCUCUGGAUGAACAUUCCUGAUUAUGAUGCACCUACACAACUUGUGAAGCCUUGUGAGAGAAAUACAAGGUAUGUUGAUGCAGUCUUGACAAUUCCAAAGGGCACCCUCUUUCCCAUGUGUGGAAUGAACUUGGCAUUCGACCGUGAUCUUAUCGGUGCCGCAAUGUACUUUGGGCUAAUGGGAGAUGGCCAACCGAUUGGACGAUACGACGAUAUGUGGGCUGGCUGGUGCAUCAAGGUAAUUUGUGAUCAUCUUGGAUUGGGAGUCAAAACCGGGUUGCCAUACAUAUGGCAUAGCAAAGCCAGCAACCCAUUUGUGAACCUGAAAAAAGAAUAUCAAGGCAUCUUCUGGCAAGAAGAAAUCAUUCCAUUCUUCCAAGCAGCAACACUUUCAAAGGACUGCACAACUGUUCAGAAAUGCUAUGUUGAACUGUCUAAACAGGUUAGAGAAAAGCUUGGCAAAAUAGACCCCUAUUUUGUGAAGCUUGCAGAUGCAAUGGUCACAUGGAUUGAAGCUUGGGACGAACUCAACCCCAAAAAAUAAAUCAUAUUUGGCUUCGAGAUUUUAAUUAUAGUUCUUAGUCAUAACAAGUAAAUUUUUUAAUAUUUUUUGUUUUGGGUUUGUAUUUAAAUUGUCAGUAGAUUUUCUGUCGGAUUUACACGUUGUUGGGUGUAUUUUUCUAUAAUGUUAGCAGUAAAACUGGAAACAAUGAGCAAAUGUUAGGUCUUUUCUUGUAGCAACUGCGGCAGCCUAAAAUGCUGAUAUUCGGAAGCAAAUGAAAAAUCUCCUGUAACAUGAGAUAUAACUCAAGUUUUCUUUCUUUAUUUUUUUCUUUUUCUUUAUUUUUAUUUCUUCUCUUUCUUUUUGUGUGUGUGUGUGUGUGUUUGGUUAAGCUUAAAAGCUUCUUAAAAACG